CAGGCGGCUGAUCUCCUUCAUUCUAGCAGCGGCCGCCGGAGACAAAACCAGCUCGGGCCGAAGGUAGAGACACACAACUACACCGAGUGCGGACCUGCCGCACGUACAACAGCUUUCAGCCGAGAUCGGCCCAGAGAGAAAAAGCGUCUGUCAGCCAGAAGUGUUUUGUAGAGUCGGCGCGGCUCUGGCCCAUUAUCUUCUCACCGACGUCGUGACUGAGCCGACAGUGCCGCAUUUCAGCCAGAAUCGGCCCGAGUGUGCUUGCUAUGUGGGUCGCACCGAGCGCUGAAGAGAUAAUCACCGUAUAAUACUACAAUGAAGCGCUUUACUGUAGUGUAACAACCAAAUGCAUCAUAUACGAGAUAAAUAAUAUACACGAUAUAAAUAAACCGACUGAAACGUUUUGAAAUCACUUGUUCUACCCAACCCAGUCUCUUACUACUGCGUACCUAUACAACGAGUUUGCACUUUCAUUUGGCGUAGUAUUUACACGCCAAAGUCACAUUUUUCGUUCACACUGUACGCGAAUCCCUCCCGUUAAACUUCCAUUGAUGGAAAAUGCGUAUGCAUUGUACGCAGUGAAUGGAUUAUAUUUCAACGUCAUCACCAUUGUCCCGCCCCUUCAAUCAUACUCAAGAUUUCAUUUUGCGCAGGUGCCGCCGCAUAUGCAGAAAUACAUAUUUAGGUUUUGUUUAUUUAUUUAUUUUACAGAAGCAUAUUGUAGCCUACAUUACUCAGUAUAGGGACGAAUGUUGAACUACAUCUAACACUGAGCUUGCUCCUUAAUAGUCGGGCGAUUGCUUUUAUAGUGCUAGUUAUAAUUCUGUCUGCUUUUGUUUUUUGGUUUGUGCUUAAUGUUACGCACAUUUAUGUUUUUGUUUGUGUUUGUAUUCGGAAUAGUAAAAGUAUUAACUAAUAAUAAUAAUAAUAAUAAUAAUGAAUAAAGUGCAAUGCCCUGGUUUUUAGUCCUUCGCUGAUUCAGGAACCACCCACUCCCGCCCGGAACCCAAUCAAAUCGUUUAGCCGCUCAUCAUUAUCCCGCGCCCGAUGAUUCUCCAGUUCAACUCGUGCGACGCCGUGCAUCGUCGAAGCUGUCAAUCAUCACAACACAAAAUCAAAAUGCCAGGUUCAACUGUUCGCCAAUGCCCCCACUGCCGGAAUAAGAUGAAUUGCCGAAACCGGUGCUGUGUUAAGUGUGGAAAAUUGCUUGAUUUUAAACACAGACAAUCAGUACGAUUGGCAAAGUUUCGUGCCCAAGCCCAACAGUGGGCAAAAACAACUAUUCAGUCUCGGAAUCAAUCAAAAGUUCUUGACAAUGUAAAUGUCAUGAUGGAAAAGCUUAAAGCUCUUGGAUAUGUACCUCUUCUUUUCCUGGGGAAAUUUUCCAAGGCCCAAAAGUGGACAGCAGAGGCCCAAUGCCCCCUUGAGUUCCCACCUGAGGGACAUGGUGUGAUGGAAAAAAUGCUCAUAAUUUUUGAGCAUAUUUUACAGGGUUUAACUCCAGAAAAAGAACAAGAGGUCACAGAACAUAAUGAGGCAGAAAGUCAGGACUUGACAGAAACUGUAGAAGAUGAAGAGAACAUUGUAGAAGUGGAAAGACUGGAGGAUGAAGAGCAGAUCAAUAAACAACAGAUAGAAAGUAGAAAGGAAGAACCAGAGAGGCCUGUUGAGGAAGAGAGAGACAAAAGUCCAGAAAAAGAUCAAGAGGUCAUCAAAAGUGAUGAGAAAGAAAGACAAGACUUGAAAGAGACUGUAGAAGAUGAAGAGAACAUUGUAGUGGAGGAUAAUGUAGAAGUGAGAAGACUGGAAAAUGAAGAGCAGAUCGAAGAACAACAGAUAGAAGGUAGGGAGGAAGAACCAGAGAGGCCUGUUGAGGAAGAGAGAGACAAAGUGACAAAAAAGACUGAACAGGCAAAGGGGUGAAGAAACAGACAGAGAAAAGAAAGUUUAAUGCACUUGAGAUGGAGGCAAUGGAAGAGAGAAGAGAGAUGGAGGGAGUCAUAUUAAAAGCAGAUUGCAAAUCACCUGUCAACAUGGCAGCAAAAAGAAAGUGCCAAAAAAAGAUAGACGCAGCCUGUGACCCGAAACCGAUCGAACUCAGCCACCUUGAAGGACAUCUGAAUUCUCUAAUUCAGGGGUCACCAGACUCGGUCCUGGAGUUCCCGGUGAGUUUAGCUCCAAAGCAUCGAAUCAAGGUCUUGCCAGGUAUACUUGAAACAUCCAGGCAGGUGUGUUGAGUUAAACUCUGCAGGACACCGGCCCUCCAGGAUCAAGUUUGGUGACGCCUGCUCUAAUUGCACCUGAGGAGGUGAAGAACGAGGAAUGAGGAAGCUUCCAGAGGAGCUAAGAGCAAGAAAACACAGGUUGGGGUGGAGCUAAGACACAAGGAAAGGAAACAGGAUUUAGAAAUAAGAAAUGCACCCUAGUAAUCCUGAAGACACUGAUUAGCUGGAUCAGAAUGUCCAUUCCAUGCAUCUCUGGACACAUUUGCUGUGGAUUUUGUUUCUAGGAGGCGUCUCAGAAAGGGACGUAAAGAGGUCUUGGUGCAUUGGUUGCCAUGUCCAUCCUGUAAGAAGACAUGGCCACCCACCUGGGAGCCUGAGGAUAAUGUUCAACUUACCCUCAGUCAGUGUUAAUUACAUUACCGGUACAUAAUGACAGUUUGUUUGUUUGUCCAUUUGAGUUCACAGUUUCUGUUGUAGUGGACAAAUAAAGGUUUGUGUUUUCACUAUGUGCAACUUGGUCUUCUAUUUAUAUAUUUU
Onychostoma macrolepis is the source of this 2762-nucleotide messenger RNA. RefSeq names its product trichohyalin-like. The transcript has 11 exons. The record is from RefSeq and is a predicted model, not a curated record. Bases 1048 to 1923 code for a protein of 291 amino acids. Lineage: Eukaryota; Metazoa; Chordata; Actinopteri; Cypriniformes; Cyprinidae.